Molecule: messenger RNA, 2277 nt
Organism: Canis lupus familiaris (dog)
Lineage: Eukaryota; Metazoa; Chordata; Mammalia; Carnivora; Canidae
Product: histone-arginine methyltransferase CARM1-like
Biological process (GO): peptidyl-arginine methylation
Molecular function (GO): protein-arginine N-methyltransferase activity
Source: RefSeq, a predicted model, not a curated record
AUGGCGGCGGCGGCGGCGGGGCCUGGAGCCGGAUCUAAGAUGGCGGCGGCGGGGCCUGGAGCCGGAUCUAAGAUGGCGGCGGCGGCGGCGGGGCCUGGAGCCGGAUCUAAGAUGGCGGCGGCGGGGCCUGGAGCCGGAUCUAAGAUGGCGGCGGCGGCGGCGGUCCCAGGCAGCGCGGGGCCCUGCGCGGUCGUGUCCGUGUUCCCCGGCGCCCGCCUCCUCACCAUCCGCGACGCGAACGGCGAGAUCCAGCGGCACGCGGAGCAGCAGGCGCUGCGCCUCGAGGUGCGUGCCGGCCCGGCCGCGGCGGGCAUCGCCCUCUACAGCCAUGAAGAUGUGUGCGUCUUUAAGUGCUCGGUGUCCGGAGAGAGAGAGUGCAGCCGCGUGGGCAAGCGGUCCUUCAUCACCACCCUGGGCUGCAACAGUGUCCUCAUCCAGUUCGCCACACCAAAUGAUUUCUGUUCCUUCUAUAACAUCCUGAAAACCUGUCGGGGCCACACCCUGGAGCGAUCGGUGUUCAGCGAGCGCACAGAGGAGUCCUCUGCCGUGCAGUAUUUCCAGUUUUAUGGCUACCUGUCCCAGCAGAACAGGAUGCAGGACUACGUGCACGGCACCUACCAGCACGUAAUCCUGCAGAACCACACAGACUUCAAGGACAAAAUUGUUCUGGACGUUGGCUGCGGCUCUGGGAUCCUCUCCUUUUUCGCUGCCCAAGCUGGAGCGAGGAAGAUCUAUGCGGUGGAGGCCAGCACGAUGGCCCAGCACGCCGAGGUCUUGGUGAAGAGUAACCACCUCACUGAGCGCAUCGUGGUCAUCCCCGGGAAGGUGGAGGAAGUCUUGCUCCCUGAGCAGGUGGACAUCAUCAUUUCAGAGCCUGUGGGCUACAUGCUCUUCAACGAGCACAUGCUGGAGAGCUACCUCCACGCCAAGAAGUACCUGAGGCCCCGGGGGGGGGACAUGUUCCCCACCAUUGGUGACGUCCAUCUUGCGCCCUUCACGGAUGAACAGCUCUACAUGGAACAGUUCACCAGGAACUUCUGGUACCAGCCAUCCUUCCAUGGAGUGGACCUGUCAGCCCUCCGAGGCGCUGUGGGGGACGAGUAUUUCCGGCAGCCUGUGGUGGACACAUUUGACAUCUGGAUCCUGAUGGCCAAGUCUGUCAAGUACACAGUGAACUUCUUAGAAGCCAAAGAAGGAGAUUUGCACAGGAUAGAAAUCCCAUUCAAAUUCCACAUGCUGCAUUCCAGGCUCGAUCACGCUGUCGCCUUCAUCGGCUCCAUAAUGACAGUGCGGCUCUCCACGGCCCCGACGGAGCCCCUGACCCACUGGUGCCAGGUCUGGUGCCUGUUCCAGUCACCACUGUUCGCCAAGGCCGGGGACACGCUCUCAGGGACAUGUCUGCUUAUUGCCAACCAAAGACAGAGCUAUGACAUCAGUAUUGUGGCCCAGGUAGACCAGACAGGCUCCAAAUCCAGUAACCUCCUGGAUCUGAAAAACCCCUUCUUCAGGUACACCGGCACGACGCCCUCGCCCCCACCCGGCUCCCACUACACGUCCCCCUCCGAGAACAUGUGGAACACGGGCAGCACCUACAACCUCAGCAGCGGGAUGGCUGUGGCGGGGAUGCUGACCGCCUACGUGAGCAGUGUUAUCGCCGGCGGCUCCAGCGUGGGCCACAACAACCUGAUUUCUUUAGGGUCCUCCGGCGCCCAGGGCAGCAGCGGCGGCGGCUCCAGCGCCCACUACGCAGUCAACAGCCAGUUCACCAUGGGCGGCCCUGCCAUCUCCAUGGCCUCCCCCAUGUCCAUCCACACCAUGCACUAUGGGAGCUGGGCCCCGCCGGCAUGGAACAGACUGACAGCACCAGGAAGCCAAAUGAAGACCCUGCCCACCCCCCCACCCCCACCUGGGCGGCUUUCACCCCUGUACCGGAGAAGCCCAAACACCUGGUCACGUCCCUCUUUGCUAUGGGAACUUGGACACUUUUUUACACAACAUUGCCGCCGCCGCCCCCACUCCACCGCCCACCCACAUCUUGGCCCUGAGAGUGUGUCGCUGCCAUAUUUUACACAAGAUCAUGUCGUGGGAGCCCUGUUUCCCCCUCCUGCCCUCCACCCUGACCUGGGUUUGACAUCUUCUGUAACAGGCGUGUCCGGGCCUGACAGCUGUGGGCCUGGCGGGGAGUUGGGAGGGAUGGGGGGAGCAGGUGCCACCCCACCCGGUCCCUUGGCGCCUGUCCCCCCACUUUGCCUGUCUCCAAUGGGAACGCAGUCCUGA